This is a messenger RNA of Vespa velutina, 8208 nucleotides long. RefSeq lists its product as uncharacterized. Gene Ontology annotation, molecular function: RNA polymerase II cis-regulatory region sequence-specific DNA binding; DNA-binding transcription factor activity, RNA polymerase II-specific; zinc ion binding. The transcript is spliced from 8 exons. The record is from RefSeq and is a predicted model, not a curated record. Gene Ontology annotation, biological process: regulation of transcription by RNA polymerase II. Gene Ontology annotation, cellular component: nucleus. Lineage: Eukaryota; Metazoa; Arthropoda; Insecta; Hymenoptera; Vespidae. Bases 1272 to 7835 code for a protein of 2187 amino acids.
GGAAAGCAGUAGACUGUCGGCAGGCACGCCAGACGGCGCACUGCUCGCGCGCUCUCUUCCCCUUCCUAUCGUUAUAGUAGGCGCACUCGGUAAUAUCCCCUCUCUUCGUAUGGUCGUCGAUCGCCCACUGGCUCACCCACGACUCUCCGUCGCUCGCGACCUCUCAGAGGCAGGCUACACACACAAGCCGCCAGUUACGCAACAAUAACAACGCUGUAAGGAGGUGUAGUAGCGCAGUAGGCGCGCGUGCCGUUCCGUAGCUCUUCGACUUUGUCGUCGACGACGACGACAACGACGACGACGAAGACGAGGAGAGACGACAACGACAACGACGACGACGACGACGACGACGACGACGACGACGACAAGGACGCCGCCGCCGCCGCCGCCGCCGCCGACGACGACGACGCCGUUGCCGUGACGGUAACGACGACGACAACGUAAACGUAGACUUAGACACAGAGGUAAACGACGUUAGACAUAUACGACGUAGACGACAUAGGACCUUUAGACGUACGUAAAGUACGAAGAAAGAGAAGGAGAGCGCUGGUGCCGUUCCGUUCUCGGCGGCGGUCGUCGACGCUCGAAGCGAGAAAACCGGUACGCGUGAACGGCUCUCGCUCGGUGGUUUCGUUGCUCAGUGGAAGCGGGCCGGCGGAAGCGCGCGGAUCGACUGUCGUGCUAGCUCCUUCUCUUUUACGAGAGGGAUAUAUAAUACCGAGAGAGAGAGAGAGAGAGAGAGAGAGAGAGAGAGAGAGAGAGAGAGAAAGAGAAAAGAUUAUUUGAAAUUGAUCGUUUAACGAGUGAUCGAAUCAAAAGGAAAGUGUGAGCAAUCGAUGAGAUCGUCGUUCGAUCGAUGAAUCUAGGAACGUACGACGGACGUAAAACGUCUCGCGCGAGGACGAGAGUGGGAGGUGGUGUCGAAGGAAAAGCUGGAGGUGGAGGAACACGUGAGACGGCGCGAUCCAGGAGGAGGUGGUGGACGUCGUCGUCGUCAUUGUCGUCAUCAUCAUCAUCAUCAACGACAACAUCAUCAUUAUCAUUGUCGUCAUCGUCAGCGAUCAUCGAAAGGAUGCUUCUCUCCUUUUAUUGGAAGCCGCGGGAGAAGAGGACGACGAUUCGUGACGCGUGAUCCUCUUCCACGGAAUAGAGAUAAAUAGUGAUAAAGAUAGAGAGAAGGAAAACAUAAGAGGAAGAAGAAGAAGAAGAAGAAGAAGAAGGGUCACAGACGGUUUGCGUAGACGGGUGCGUACGAGCUUUAUACUGUGGCGAUGACAGAUCCACAGUUAACUAACAACAACAAUAAUAACAACAAUAAUAACAACAACAAUAACGAUGGCGAGCCGAAGUAUUUGCACAAGAAGUUUAAGAAGAUGGCGACGACGGAGGUUACGCCUCGAGUCGAGGCAAAGAAGGAAAGCACGGCCGAUGAUAAGGGGAAUACCGAUGUCCAGAAGAAAAGGGAAGCGGUCAAGGAGAGCAGAGAUUCUCCAAAGGAAGCCCUCAAGGCCGAGGCAUCUCCUGAGACCGAGACCGAGCCCGCGGAAUCGCGAAAAACCGGAUACGUUUGCCCUUAUUGUAAGCUCUCCUGUGCCAAGCCAAGCGUUUUGCAAAAGCACAUUAGGGCACAUACCAACGAGAGACCGUAUCCUUGCGUGCCCUGCGGUUUCGCUUUUAAGACCAAGUCGAAUCUUUACAAGCAUCGGAGAUCUCGGACUCACGCUUUGAAAAUGGAAGGCGGCGAUAGCAGCAAGCAGGUGUCGGAGGACUCGGACAUUAGCCUGUCCGACAGUGCCAGUAACGGUACAGGGACUCCACCACCUCCGCCAACGUCAACGCCCACGACGACCUCCUCCGUCGUGAAGACCGUCAAGACUGGAAAAAUCUACAAGCCAAAGUUCCACACCGCCCUCCAAUCGAUAAACAAUGAGACGGAAACGUCUUCGUUUUCGUCUACGACGAGCUCUUCCAGUAAUUCUUCCGUAGCUGUGACCAAUAACAAUAGCACCGUGAACGCUGCGAAACCGAACGCGGAUAGGUUGCAGGAACACAUCGAUAAAAUUAUAACGGACAAUCGUGCGAUCGUCGAUGCGGUAGAUCCUCGUCUUCAUAAAUUAAUGCAACGACAGCAGAGCAUGGUCGAGAUAAAGCAGUCCGAUCAACCCUUGAAUCUCUCAUCGGCGGACGAAUCCUCGACGAGAAAACGUUGUUACAGCGAGAGUUUCGCUCAGGAGAUUACGGAUCGAGAGCCGACGAGCAAUAGCGAGGCAUCGAUCAUCAAGGAUCUUUUAUUGAAGACGCGCGGAACUGGCGACGCAGAGGCUACCACGGAGAUCGAGAAUUAUGUAUGUCCGUCGUGCAGUAUACCGUACACGAGUAUCGACAAUCUCGAGACUCAUCGACGAUAUUAUUGCAAGGGACCGAUCAGCCCUAGGAGAUCGGAUUAUCAGUUGGAUAACGAGAAGAGAGAAUCCGAGUUCGAGUCGAAGUCUUCCGAUUAUUACGCUACCUUGCAACCCCUUCCUUCGCCAGGACCUCUGUUGGGUAACACGAGACUCGUUGAUGCUUACGCGCCACCCGCGAAAAAACAGCGCUCGGAAUCUGUCCCAACUAGUUUGAGAUCUCUCGAGGAACUAAGCAAAUAUCCGAGGCCAAACUCCUUGCAAAUGUUCGGAGGGGAGGUUAGGAUACUCGACAAUACGGGCGAGACGAAGACCAUGAGAAUCGAGCCACGACAAACUAAUUCACCGACGAGCGAACAGAUCUCAAGCAACAAGUGCGUCACGUCGGAGACAGCUUCGAUCGUGGUAAGAUCGGGUCUUCAUUCGGGCGGUACUAUGGUGCAUAAACCGCCUGGCACGCCUACCAGCACACAAAGUUCCUCCAUAUCUUUGCCAAACACUCCAAAAAUGUUGGCCCCCAUCAUACCAAACAUAUCAACUCCAAACAUAGCACCGACGAUGUCCUGCUACAACUACCUGGAACCGCAUUUGAAUCCAUUGACGAGCAUAACCGCAUACAAUCCGUUGACGUUGCCUCAAGCGGGUAUAACGAGUAUUCUUCACGGUGGUAAGGUUAUACCUUACGUACCUGGUAUGCCAGGACCACAUACCUUGACCGGUGCACCGCCCCCACCGCCCCCGCCACCUAUAGAUAUAUCACCUGGUGUAGCGUCCGGUGAGGUUGGAUAUAAAGUCAUACCAGGUGUACCGGGUCUGCACAUGAUACCCCAACCUUUGGAUCUCGCAAGUCCGGUCAAAAUUCAGACGCCCAACGUACCUGGAAUACCGGGACCUGGAAUAUCCGUUGGACACGUCUCUAUAAUGGGCCAGCCAUUGGAUCUAGCUAGUCCCGCGAAGGAGAGCAAGCUUAACUUUAAAACUCCUAGCAGCGACGGUUUGAGAAGCGCCGGUGGCUUAACGAGUCCCAAAGUUCCUACCGUCGUCAAGGUCGAUAAUUCUACGGACAAAUAUCGGCCAAGUAGGAUGUCUCUCACAUCUGUCGCCGAUCUGCCAAUAAACGAACUCGAUCGUCAUAUCAAACACAACGUUCCUGCGAAACAUAAAACCAUAGAGAGCCCCCGAGAAAAGAGAGAGUUGUCUCUCGUCGAGAAAAGUCCCAACGUCGAAAGAACUUACGCUUAUUCUAACGGCAUCGACGCACCUGUUAAUUCCGCAAAUUCGUAUGCCAAGCACAAAUAUUCACCUAAAUCGACUUCGGAGAACAGAAAGAGGCCCUCUACUUGGAACAUUGCCGAGAUGGAAAUCGGCAGAACGCAGGUCGAAACUUUAGAGUACGGCUCGAAUUUGAAAUACGAUUCUUCGCCCUCUCGUGAAAAUGGUCGUAUCAAAAUUAACGUUCUCGAAGGUAGAGGAAAGAUAGUCGAAAGUUAUAAUACCGUCGGUGAAACCAAAUUAAAAUCUAAUCCUGCAGUAUUAGCGGGAGCAGUACCGCCACAGUCACACCCGCCCCCACCACCGCCGCCGCCGCCUCCUCCACCGCCACCGCCACCGCCACCGCCACCAACACCACCAGUGAUACUUGUGAAUUUAGAUUCAUCCAAGUCAGAAGUGCCAAGUAAAACUUCCGUAGAAUUAGUUGUUAAAACGGAUAAGUCUGAAGCUAAGUCGCCGAAAUGUAGCGACGGUGCUAAAGAAGAGACCAGUGUUAAUAAGUUUUUAAGACCCACUUCUUUACCUUUAAAACCUGGUACGUUUACGCCAAAAAAACAUCACGGAAUUACGCCAACGGCGAAUACCCUAUCCCUUAUAAGCCCGGAAACUCCUAGGCCCAAAAAAUCCUACGGACAACUUUAUUUAAAUGGACACGCCUAUACAUAUCUAGGUUUGAAGUGUUCAACGAGAGUAUUUUAUUGUACCCUAAACAGACCGCAGCCCAUGUACGUUACUCAACAGCACGGUCUGUCUAUGUAUUCCAAUUGGAAGAUUUGUAAAGAAGCUCCGCCAGAUUUGGAUCUGGCGCAUUAUGAUUCUAGAAACAGACCUCUUAAUUAUACCACCGCUUGUACCAUGCGAGAAGAUAUAUUGACGCAUUCUUCGCAGAGGCCUAUCACUCCAACCAGUCCGGAUAGUGGAUUAGAAAGUGAUAUACAAGAAAAAUCCAAGAGAAUUAAAAUUUUCGACGGCGGUUUUGAAAGUAACGAGGAUUACACGUACGUUAGGGGUCGUGGUCGCGGUCGAUAUGUCUGCGAAGAAUGUGGCAUUCGUUGUAAGAAACCGUCGAUGCUGAAGAAACAUAUCAGAACUCAUACGGACGUACGGCCAUACACCUGCAGGCACUGUGCCUUUAGCUUCAAGACCAAAGGCAAUCUCACAAAACAUAUGAAGUCAAAGGCACAUUAUAAAAAAUGUGUCGAGCUUGGAAUUGCUCCGGUACCAACUACAGUUUGCGACGAGAAUAUCGACAAAGAGGCUAUUGCGCGAUUGGCCGUCGGUGGAAAUGCCGAAGAAUCUACUUCGGAGGAGGAAGAGAGCGAAGGUGAAGGAGAAGAAAGCGAAGAAUCUGGGAGCGAAGAGCACGAAGCGGCACAAAGUUUGCUAAGUCUGUCGCAACGUAACACUAAUAGAUUACCAGGAUUAUUGCCUUCGGGUCGACCAACGACAUAUCCUUAUACUUUGACUUUUCCAUCGAGCUCCGUUACAACGAAUAUCAUAUCAACCGUUUCCAGCACCUUAUCUACCAGCGAUCAUAAUACGGCCGAUCAAGAAACUAGCCUCAUUCAGAGCGAACACUCGCAUCGUUAUUAUUUCCCUUCGAAAUGGACAGCCGCGGAUGAGUUAAGAACUAGCGUUAUACAAUUAUCGAAGAAAGACGAUUCGGAUAUCGAGGUAGAAGAGAUAACUGAUACGGAUUCGCGCCAACAGAUAUCCCAACCGAUGGAUCUUACGACUAAGCAAACUAUGCAACAGCCUGUACGAUCCCCAAUACCACCACAAAGAGCAAUGCCUGUUGACAUCUUGACACCGGUAUCAGAACCAGUUCUAUUACAAACGAUAGUGCAGACAAUGGAACGAUUACCUAUACAAGGUAGAGAAUGGAAGCCUAAUGCAGAGGGACGUAUGCUUCAAGCAUAUCUUACCGAGAGACACGUCAUGGACAGUAAAAUAAAACAACAAUAUCGCGUGGGAAAUUCGAAAAUCGAUAGAACUAUGGGAGGAGAUAGAGACGUUUAUCCUAAAUAUCAAGAUGCUGGGAGAUCUAGAAAUCCGGAAAAUAGUGACAUUCCUGCGGUAACAUAUACGGAUCCAACGAAAUUGCAACAGAACGCAAUGGAAUCAAAGAUCAAACACGUGACGAAGCAACAAUCGUCGGACGAUAUUAAAAUGGAAAUUCGAGAAAAGAUUUAUCAAAAUAAUGUAGCAAUGGAAAGAAAAGUUUAUAAUUUCGAAACGAUUCACAAAGACAAGGAACAGCAUGUGAGUCGCGAUAUUCAUGACAACAAUUCCAGAACCAAUAUCGAAUAUGGCAUCGUAAUGAAUAAGAAUAUUAAUCCGAUCGAAAGGACAAAUUAUUCUUCUAUGGAUAUAUCAUCUCGUAGUACACCUGGUAUGGAUCGUCACUCACCAAAAAAUUUCCAUUCGGAUGCUAACAAUCGACUCGUUUCUAUUCAAUACGGUAACAACGAGCCACCCGAUAGAACAACCAUACUUAAAACGAUAAACGUGGCGAAUCAAGACGUUAGACCGGCUAAUCAAGAAAUGCGCAUACCUUCGGACAUUAGAAUGCAAAGUCAAAGUCCACGAAAUAUAGACCUUCGGCCACCUAGCAGAGAAUUAAGAAUGCCCAAUCAAGAUUAUCGUGUGCAAGCUCAAGAGUUACGUUUAACUACUCAAGAUUACAAAUUACGCGGUCAAGAGAUACAAUCACUUGGAACGGAAUUUAAACAGAUACCAACGGAUGUACGUUUGAGUCAAGAAAUCGUGUCACCGGGGAACCUAGAGGCAAGACAAGUUAUCUCAGACAAUAGACCACCCAGUAGGGAUAUGCGCAUGCCGGAAUAUAGAUCAGAAUAUAGAUCUCAACCGCAAGAAACAAGACGUCAUUUUGAUAUAAUACAAUCGUCUACGCGCGAGUCCCCGAAGUUGCAGGAUGUAUCUCAAAGACCACAAAAUAUAGAUAUAAAAAAUGUAGAUCGUUCCGAUAUCAAGCAUAAUGCAGAAAUGACGAAACAGACCAUAGUGGAAAGUAUUAAACACACGGUAGUAGCUCGAAAGGUGGUCGUCGGUGGUCCAGAUUUCAGGUCGCCCUCUCCAACGGUGGGAAAUGCUAAACCUCAAGCCGAGUUCUUACAACCAUCGACCGGACCGGCCCCAAAUUAUGUGAGUUACAGUGUAACGGAAGACGGCCGAAGCGUAUGCGGAAUUUGUAACAAGGUGUUCAGCAAACCUAGUCAGUUACGAUUGCAUAUCAAUAUUCAUUAUUUCGAAAGACCAUUUCGAUGUGAGAGUUGUGCGGUCUCUUUUAGGACAAAGGGCCACUUGACGAAACACGAAAGAUCGGUUUCACAUCACAAUAAAGUCAGUAUGACGUCCACUUUCGGAGCUGCCACUACUAGCAAUCCUAGACCCUUCAAAUGUACAGAUUGCAAAAUCGCCUUCAGAAUACACGGUCAUUUGGCUAAACAUUUGCGUAGUAAAAUGCAUAUUAUGAAAUUGGAAUGUUUGGGUAAAUUACCGUUUGGUACGUAUGCUGAAAUGGAAAGAUCCGGUAUCAAUCUAAAUGAUAUCGACACCACGGACUGUGAUAAUAGUCUUACUAGUCUUCAGAUUUUGGCACAAAGACUUUGCGAAAAGGAUCCAAAUAAAAUGGGUCAAUGGGAUGCAGAGGUAGUUCAAAGUCAACCUAUUAGCGGUGGUGAAACGUCUUCCGACGAAGGUGAACCUAUAUCUCAACAUCCAAUUUAUUCGUUUCCCGUGAAAGUGACAACGGAUGCGGAAAUGUCUCGACCAUAUCAUGUGCCAAUAGCAACUGAAGAACCUAAAUCUAUGGUGGACGUUCAUCAUAUUAAUUCGCAAUUCAAUCAACAGAAACGGGAAUAUGGUAUGAAGGAAAACGCAAACCGAUCGACAGUUUCACCAGAAAAUAAUUUACAAUCAUAUAAGUGCCAAGUCUGUCCAGUGUCUAUGCGUAAUGUAAAUGAAUUGCAAGUGCACUGUUUUGUUGAACAUAAUAUUGAAACGGAGUCUAGUACAAAUGUUCACGGGGAUAGAGGUGCGAAUAAAUGUAGGGAAAAAGAGAAUACUCAGAAGAAAAUUUCUGCGGAGGAACGUGUUGUUAGAGAAGAUCACAAUCGACAAAAGAUAGGAGAUACAUAGUGCCAAAAUUAUCUGCUACAUCAGCAAAUAUUCAAUAAGAGAUACUAUAUUACAUAAACAUACGUGUUGGCCCUUUUAAGAUGAUGGACUUUUAUGAAAGCAUUGCAAUUCUGACAAAUUAAUCAUUAUUAAAAGAAGACAUUAUUUAAUGUGAUGUUGUAUUUUGAUCAGAAUCUUUCUUUAAAAUGUUAUGGUCUAACAUUAAAUUCUAUUCAUUUUGGGAGAAAAGUUUCUAUGUACUAUACGGAAUAUGUACAGUGAAUGAUGUUGACCAAAAGUAAUUAAUUGUUAAUGAUCUAAUGAUAAAUUUGGAAAUAUGCUAAAGACGCCAUGAUAAUAAAUACUGUGAAAAAAAGUAGGAGAAUUUCAACGA